GGCAGUCAAGGGGUCAUGUUUUCCUUGUUUGUCAGUACUUGCAGGCUCGGCCCAACCUUUAUCUGUACUUGGGCGAAUCCUGACAAGAGGUAUAUAUAACUAAGUCUUGAUCCCUAUUAUCUCAAUUAUUACUGCAUUUCAAACCAUCUAUUCAAUCUUUGGAAAUAUCUCAGUCACUCAAUUACCUUUUGGCUCCACAGCUCUCUGAAACACUCUGAGUCUUCAAUAUGAAAGUUUUCGUUAUUACUUUGAUAGUCACUGCACUUUCUGCCAUUGGAAUGGCUCAGGUUGGACCUUGUCUCAAUCAGUAUUUAUCCACGGAAUGCAUAUUAACUGCUAGAAUUUCGCUGAAGUCUGAUUUAGAGCCGACCCUGAUGGGGGAAUUGGAAAUUACUGUUACUGCGAGGGAGAUGGUUUAUGCUAUUUUGAGGGGACUGGAACAAAUGGUUGUGCUCCGCCUUCCAGUGAUCAAUAUCCUUGCUAGAGGGUACUCGCAAGGGAGCCUGUGCUCACAGCGCACAAGAGCUUGCACUGAAAAGGCUGUUAUUUCCCUGGCGCUGGAACAAACGAUUGCGUAGACUCCUCGGAACAAAUCUCUUGUCUUAGGAUUAGGAACAGGGUCAUGUGGGAUUACUCGAUCUACUAUCAAGACAAGUCGGACUCUCUCCAAAAUGUAAAAUGAGGAAUAGGGUUUGAAUGAUAUGUUUACUAUAAAUAAGAAUAAUAAUGCAUAUGGGUGACAUUGUACUACA
This is a messenger RNA of Botrytis cinerea B05.10, 752 nucleotides long. RefSeq lists its product as hypothetical. Bases 228 to 578 code for a protein of 116 amino acids. The transcript has 3 exons. Lineage: Eukaryota; Fungi; Ascomycota; Leotiomycetes; Helotiales; Sclerotiniaceae. The record is from RefSeq and is a predicted model, not a curated record.